This is a messenger RNA of Pyricularia pennisetigena, 912 nucleotides long. RefSeq lists its product as uncharacterized. NCBI's taxonomy places the organism in Eukaryota, Fungi, Ascomycota, Sordariomycetes, Magnaporthales, Pyriculariaceae. The annotation marks the transcript as partial. The record is from RefSeq and is a predicted model, not a curated record. The transcript is spliced from 2 exons.
AUGUCUUCUCCUAACCCCUGGGGCGACAAGAAGAACGGCAAAGAUGACAAGAAGCAAGAUGAGACACCCGAUCAGAAAGUCGAUGACCAAAAGCCUGGAGACCAGAAGCCUGAAGAUCAAAAGGCCGAGGACCAGAAGCCGGCAGACCCACAGGCUGGCGGUAACGAGCCCGCAGAGGCAGAGGACGAUGGAAAGCCUGAGGAUGCUCAAGUAGAAGACAAGCCGGAGGAGAAGCCAGAGGCCAAAGACGCACAGGAGGAAAAGCCCGACGCAAAGGCCGGCAAGGGAAAGAAAGACAAGGGCAAGAAGCCUGAGGAGCAGCCAAAGGAAGAGCCCAAGGAAGAGCCAAAGAAGAACGCCAAGGACAACAAGAAGAAGGCAGUCCAGGAGGAAGAAGAGGACGACUACAGCGAGGAUGACCAAGAUGAUAACUACGACGAUGAUGAAGUCUACGACGACGACUAUGCCGACGAGCAAUAUGAUGAUGACGAGCCGGCAGAGGAGGAGGAAGAAGAAGAGCUUGAGCCCGAGUAUGACGAGGAGGAGGGAGAGGAAGAACAAGACUCUGCCCCAUCCAUGUCGCAGCCGGCCACGCCCGAUGAAAAGGAGCAGCCGUGGCGUCCGGAGCAGCAGCGGAAGCAAAAGUCCAGCGACCAGAAGAAGCAGGUCGAGAAGCGCAAGAAGAAGAGCAGCGGUGGAUCCUCCCGCCAGCAGUACAGCCGCGAGGAGAUGGAGGCCGAGAUGCGUCAGCAGCAGCAACAAUGGAUGAUGCAGCAGCAGAUGCAGCAGCAACAGAUGCAGCAGAAGGAUGACGGCGGCGGCAAGAACCCGCUCAAGCUCCACUUGGAGCUGAACCUCGAGGUCGAGAUUGAGCUCAAGGCCCGUAUCCACGGUGACUUGACGCUUGCCCUA